This is a messenger RNA of Saccostrea cuccullata (small rock oyster), 860 nucleotides long. Its product is annotated as acetyl-CoA carboxylase 1-like. Bases 1 to 438 code for a protein of 145 amino acids. NCBI's taxonomy places the organism in Eukaryota, Metazoa, Mollusca, Bivalvia, Ostreida, Ostreidae. Gene Ontology annotation, biological process: fatty acid biosynthetic process. Gene Ontology annotation, molecular function: acetyl-CoA carboxylase activity. The transcript is spliced from 4 exons. Gene Ontology annotation, cellular component: mitochondrion. The record is from RefSeq and is a predicted model, not a curated record.
AUGACAUCAAAACAGAGAAUUGAUAUUAAAUGGCAGAAGAGCCGUGAGUUUUUCUACUGGCACCUGAAGAGGAGGUUGUUGGAGAGGCAGCUGAAGAAGAAGAUGAAGCAGUUCACACAGAACGUCGGGGAGGGGGAGCUCAACUCCAUGUUACAUCGUUGGUUUGUGGAGGACAGGGGCACUGUCAAUGCUUACCUAUGGGAGGAUGACAAAGCUAUGGUGGAGUGGUUAACGGAACAAAUCCGUGAGGACAGUAUUGACAACGCUGUAUCAGACAACAUCAGAUGUCUACAGAGAGAGCACGUCCUACAACAAGUCAGGAGUUUGAUACAAAACAAUCCAGAGGUUGCCAUGGAUUCCAUCGUCCACAUCACACAGCACAUGACCUCAAGUCAAAGGUCAGAGGUCUCCAGAAUUCUGGCCAACAUGGACACGUGACCAGAGUGGACAAUUAGAAUCAACAGUGACUGUAUUUAAAAACAUACCUAUUUAACAAAUCAUAUGAAAUCAUUAGGUGCAAUUUGCAAUUGGAUCAAAUUUGCAUAAAAUUGCAUUAUAUGAAAUCCAUAUCUGUCAUUCAUAAUGACUUAAUUGUUAGAAUUGUUCAUGAAUUAGUUUUGUAAUUCAAUUCAGUAUUAUAUGUGAAACAUUACCAGGGUUUGUAAUUAUUUUUGUACUAAUUUGUACUAAUUUAUUAUUACUCUACCUAUGAUUAAUAUCAUAUAUAGUGCUCACCUUUAAACAAAGUUGUGUAUAUUCUGAAUAUUAAUUUAUUGACUGUAGAACAAAUUGUCCAUUUGUGUGCAUUGAAUUUCUGAAAAUGUAAUUUGAUAUAUGGAACACAAAUUUAAUAAUUGGAU